AUGGCAUCAGAUCCCGACAAGGUGGUCCUGAUUCCCGACAACGAGAUCCAGGAGGGCCUGGUCCUGGCUGGCAAGCUGUCGCCGGAGGCCCUUCGCCACGACACAGCUCGCCACGCGCACGAGCAGGUCGAGCACAUGGGCGACCCACAUCCAGCCGCAGUCGGCCCCAACACGCCGCAGCUGCAACUGCAGCAAAACCAACCGCAACAAGAUCAGCUGGCGGAGGCAUCUGAUACGCGCCACCGGCUGGCACCCGCGGGAAGUGCUGGCGGCCAGUCGGCCGCACCGCAGCCCGCUUCAUCACCUGCAGCUGGGGAGUACGGGGCGGCGGUGAAAUCCGCGUCCAGGGACCCCGCAACGGCCGGUGGUGGUGGUGAUGGUGGUGGUGGUGGUGAUGGUGGUGAUGGCGGCAAGACGCAUCACAUACCGCACCUGCCGCAUUUGGGCUCCGCUGUACGGCAUGUACGGGACACCGUCGUUGGGCUUGUGGAAAAGGUGGAGAAGGCUGUCGGCGUCCUGCCCGCCACCCACACAGGGGGGGAGACCGCCGCCGCCGCCGCCGCCGUCGGCCCGGAUGUUGAUGUUGCUGCCGCCAUGCCCAGCACAACGCACACUGCGGUACACGUCGUACCGCCGGGCGUGGUGCUUCCGCCGCAUGACCCCGCCCAGGCAGCGCGGGAGCGCGAGGAGGAGGAACGGCGGCAGGCGGCGGCGGAGGCGGCGGCGGCGGGGGAGCUGCUGGCGCUGCAUCACGAGCUGCCCUCCCUGGAGGUCAUUCGCGACAGCGCACGCGGCUUUGCGGACUCUCUGAGGCACAGCGUGAGGGAGCCCGAGGAGGCGGCGGCGGAGCUGGCCGCAGAGCAAGGAGGCGGCGGUGGCGGCGGCAGUCGGGGCGGAUCACCGUACCGGCAUGACGUCAGCGGCGGCGGCGGCGGCGGCGCCUCCGCUGCGCUUUCCCCCCUGGAGCGUUUCCCCCCGUCGCCCCCUUCCGGCCUCCUCCACCUAGUGUCGCAUACCCCUGAGGCGGCGGCUGAACUGGCUGCACCACCAGCAGCAGCAAAUGGCGCCGGCCGCCGCGUCGCGCAGCCGCCAAAAUCCCGUCAGUCCGACGGCGGCGCCGACGGCGGCGGCAGCAGCUUUACGGCAGUCGGCCGCGCACCCCGGGAGCACCCGGAGGCGACCUGCCGCCACCAGCGGCGGGGGUGGCGGCGGAACCUGCGGCGGACCAUGCUGUCGCCAAUAAUGCCGCCGCCGCCGCCGCCGCUGCUGGCAGCGUCGUCCCCUCCGCUCUUGGGACCCACGGGGCAGGUAUCGCACCUGGAGGGCCCGGUCACGAGCCACAGCCGACUCAAGGGCCGCAUACCCGGACACCGCAGCAAGAGCACCUUCGGUCGCAUGCGCUGCAGCACCCGCUGCCGCACCUCUCGGGAUUGCGAACGGCCGAGGACCCCCAGAGCGGACUGCCCCUGGUCGCACUGCCCGCACUGCCCUCACUGCAUGGAGGGGACUACUUUGGCUGUGUACGGUGGACGAGCGCCUAGGCUUAGUAAUGCAGUCGUCAUUGUAACGCGCGGCCGUUUGCCAAAGGGCUUCCCGCAAUGA
Messenger RNA from Volvox carteri f. nagariensis, 1602 nucleotides. RefSeq lists its product as uncharacterized. Bases 1 to 1602 code for a protein of 533 amino acids. Lineage: Eukaryota; Viridiplantae; Chlorophyta; Chlorophyceae; Chlamydomonadales; Volvocaceae. The record is from RefSeq and is a predicted model, not a curated record. The transcript is spliced from 8 exons.